Molecule: messenger RNA, 2262 nt
Organism: Ziziphus jujuba (common jujube)
Lineage: Eukaryota; Viridiplantae; Streptophyta; Magnoliopsida; Rosales; Rhamnaceae
Product: disease resistance-like protein DSC1
Exons: 6
Coding region: 1-2262 (753 amino acids)
Biological process (GO): defense response
Source: RefSeq, a predicted model, not a curated record
AUGGUAAACUAUGCUAAUGGUAAUCCAGUGGCUCUCAAAGCUUUGGGCUCUUACAUUUAUUGCAGAAGAGAAGAAGAAUGGAAAUGUGCAUCAUCUGAAUUGAAAAAAGUUUUCAACAAAGAAAUUCAUAAUGUGUUGAAAACAAGUUAUGAUGGACUCAAUGAAAAUCAGAAAGAGAUAUUUCUUGACAUUUCAUGUUUUUUUAUAGGCGAGGAAAAAGAUCAUGUAGAAAGGAAACUGGAUGGCUGCCGUUACUGUGCUGAAAUAGGAAUACCAGUUCUUGUCGACGAGUCUCUGAUAACUAUCAGAGACAAAAAAAUACAAAUGCACAAUCUGCUACAAGAGAUGGGUCGUGAAAUUGUCCGCCAAGAGUCGGUUAAAGAUGCUGGAAAGCCUAGUAGAUUAUUCAUUCCUGAAGAAAGCUAUCAAGGAACUAAAGCAAUUGAAGGCAUAUUCCUGGACAUGUCUAAGAUCAGAGAGGGUCUUCUAUCUCUUCCUGAUGCACUAAGAUAUUUCCACUGGGAUGGAUACCCUUUGAAAUCUUUGCCAGCAACAUUCACCCCAGAAAAUCUUGUUGAACUCAAUAUGCCCUAUAGUCAGGUUGAGCUACUUUGGAAUGGAGUUCAGCUUACACAUGAAGUUCCUUCACAUUUUCAAUCUCUUGACAAGCUUACUUUCCUGAGUCUGAGAACUUGCAGUAAUGUUAAAAGUCUUCCAGAGUUACCAUGGAGUAUCGAGUUCUUAGAUUUAAGCGAGAAGGCUCAAGAGUCUCCCAACCAUCAUUUGCAAGUUCAAAUCUCUUAUGAGUAUUUGGCUCACAGGUGUUCACAAUUGGAAAACUUCCCCAAGAUCUUGGAACCUAUGGAGAGUUUAAGGACUCUCAGUUUAAAUGGAACAGCCAUUAAAAGGUUACACACAUCAAUUGCCAAUCUACAUGGACUUGAGCACUUGAUUCUUUCUUCUUGCAAAUUCCUUGACUUCAUUCCGUCCAGCAUUUGUAAUUUACACAAUCUUGAAUAUCUUUCCUUUUCUUGCUGCUCAAAGCUUCAAAAGUUGCCUCCCAUUGCCGGUUUAUGGUGCUCCUGGCUGGUAAAACAACAUGGUGAUACAUUAGAUAUCCGUGGAAGUUGGAUAUUUGCACAUAUUAGUGAAAUCACUAUUAAGAGAGUAUCCCUACCACACGUAAGCAUUGAAGAACUACCAUUUUUGCCUACCCUUGACUUGAAUAAGAGCAAGCGCCUUAAGUCCUUAUCAAAGCUUCCCUAUCUGCUAAAAGUUUUAUAUGAACAUGACUGCACAUUACCAAACACAGAGACAAUUUCAAGAACAGAACUCACACCUGAUUGGAAGUACUAUCGAAACUUUGGAGUAAAAGAUGAGGGUCUUAUAUUUUCAGAUUGCCUAAAGUUAUACCAGACAGCAAGCAGCAGCAUAAUGGUUGAUGCACAACUUAAAAUUUGGCAUAUGACAACCCUAGCAAAAGAGUUCUUUGGAACUGAUGAAACAUCAUAUGAAAGACCUUGGUUUGGUGUUUGUUAUCUGGGGCAUGAAAUUCCCAAGUGGUUCAUGUACCAAACGGCAGGACCUUUAUUAGAUAUCAAGCUUCCUCCACAUUGGUUUGAUACCAACAAUUUCUUGGGCUUUGCUCUCAGCAUUGUGGUUACUUUUGAUGAUAAUAAUGAGGACUACUACGAUUCUAAUAGCGAUUGCUAUUUAGAGUGUGAAACUCAUUUCAAAACUAGCUAUGAUACAUCAGAAAGCCAUUACAAAUUUAAUUGCCCUCUCUUGGUUUGGCACAAAGCCCAAGUUUUCUAUUCAGAUCAUGUGUUCCAGUGGUAUGACUAUUCACUGUGUCGCCAUGAUAUAUCUAGUUGGUCCAGUGGCACGGGAGUUGAGCUUUACUUCUAUCCUCGUGAAUAUUUUAAACAUAACUGUCCGUACCAUGGCACCGUUAAAAACUGCGGGAUGUACCUGCUAUAUGUCAAAGACACAGAGAACACCAUUUUUAAUAAUCAAGAUAGGGAGGACAAAGAACCAGAUGAUGGGGAUAAGUCUGAAUUCAGUGGGAGCAUGAUUGGUAGCUCGUUUGAGGCAGAAAAAGGAGACGAGUCUGAACGCAGUGGAAGUUCAAGUGUUAGCUUUGCAGAUGACAAAGAGGAUGAGGAGAUUGAAUUCAAUGGAAGCAUAAUUGAGAAAGAAGAAGAAAAAGACGACUAUAUGGAUGAACCAUGUCCUAAGAGAAUGAAGCAAUUAAAUUCUUGA